CUGUGCGGGGGGGCGCGGCAUUAACCCCUCCGUGCCCGGCCGGGGGGGAGGGGCUUUCUCCAGCUGGGACCCGCCCCCGCCCCGGCCCAGAGCUCCCGGCUGCAGAAUGACAUCCAUGUUUCAGUCAACCUCAUCCCAUCCUCCCAUGGAACAUAGGAGAGAAAUGACUGCAGAGGAGUCAGUCCAGGGGCUGGUGACCUUCGAGGAGGUGGCUGUGUAUUUCACCAGGGAAGAGUGGGCUCUGCUGUACCCCGCUCAGAGAGCCCUCUACAGGGAUGUCAUGCAGGAGAACUAUGAGAAUGUGACCUCGCUGGGGUUUCGAGUUUCCCAACCUGAUGUGAUCUCCCAGCUGGAACAAGGGGAAGAGUCAUGGGUCCCAGACCUCCAGGGUUCAGAGGAAAGAGAGAUCCUGAGAGUUCCCUGCACAGCAGGUGAUGCAAUAGUACGUGAGAAAGAGGAGCAGAAUUCUCAGCAGGAAAAUGUUGAGCAGGUGGAUAAACACAGAGAAUUAUCGCAAAGAUCAAAAAAAAAUGUGUCGAAGAGUCAUGAGCAGGGAAAAUCGUGUGAGACUCAGCACACACCAGAAAGAGAGCAGGGAAACCAGCCACGAGAGAAAAUGGGUAAAUUUAUUUCCUGUUGGGGAACUCAGAAGAGCAUCAGGGAAACCACAACACAGCAGGAAAUCCUCAUGGGAAAGAGGGAAAACACAUGCAGUGAGUGUGGGAAAAACUUCACUCGAAGAUCAGCCCUGUCUGUUCAUCAGAGAAUCCACACAGGCGAGAGGCCCUAUGAAUGCAGUGAGUGUGGGAAAUGCUUCACUAGCAGUUCAAACCUUUCUAAACAUCAGAGAAUCCACACAGGAGAGAGGCCAUUUGAAUGCCUUGAGUGUGGAAAAUGCUUCACUAAGAGCUCGGCCGUUUCUGAACAUCAGAGAAUCCACACAAGGGAGAGGCCCUUUGAAUGCAGCGAGUGUGAGAAAAACUUCAGUUGCAGCUCACAUCUUAUUAGGCAUCAGACAGUCCACACAGGGGAGAAGCCCUAUGAAUGCAGUGAGUGCAGGAAAACCUUCAAUCGCAGCUCACAUCUUAUUAGACAUCAGACAGUCCACACAGGCGAGAGGCCCUAUGAAUGCAGUGAGUGUGGGAAAACCUUCAGUUGCAGCUCACAUCUUAUUAGGCAUCAGACAGUCCACACGAAGGAGAGCCCCUAUGAAUGCAGUGAGUGUGAGAAAACCUUCAAUCGCAGCUCGCACCUUAUUAGGCAUCAGACAGUCCACACAGGGGAGAGGCCCUAUGCGUGCUGUGAGUGUGGGAAAACCUUCAGUUGCAGCUCACACCUUAUCAGGCAUCAGAAAAUCCACAUAAGGGAGAGAACCUAUGAAAGCAGUGAGCGUGGGAAAAUCUUAGGGCCCAAAGAAGUUUUGUGAAACCCCACUUCCUAGUUCAGUGUGUCUCAUUACCAUUCCAGUGGAUGCCAGAGUUAGAUUGAGAACAAUCAUCCUUCACCGUUUGGAUCCAAAGAGAGGGCACUUCAUAGGACAUUCCUUCCCCGUGGAUCCCAAACUGGCUGCCUGAGUGGGUAACAAGGACUUCCAGGCUGUAGAAAUGAUAGUAACCAAUGAGACAACAAAUGUGUCAGGCUCCAAUUUCAGACUUCUGGAUACUCACAUGUUGAGUCCUGAUUCUAAGGUUUCGUGUCUGAUGCACUGGCUACACAAUUAAGCUGAUGUUGGUGCAGCUGUAGCACUGCUAUUACAGGUGCUCUCCGCCAAUGGGAG
Molecule: messenger RNA, 1777 nt
Organism: Gopherus flavomarginatus (Mexican gopher tortoise)
Lineage: Eukaryota; Metazoa; Chordata; Testudines; Testudinidae
Product: zinc finger protein 184-like
Exons: 5
Coding region: 107-1426 (439 amino acids)
Biological process (GO): regulation of transcription by RNA polymerase II
Molecular function (GO): RNA polymerase II cis-regulatory region sequence-specific DNA binding; DNA-binding transcription factor activity, RNA polymerase II-specific
Source: RefSeq, a predicted model, not a curated record